CUGGCGGCCCUACGAGUGGAAGCCGAGGACAAGGAGCUCGGGCCCAUGGCCUGGGUCCUGAAGAUGGACGAUGCCACCAUCGAGUCGGGGCUGGUGCACGACUUCGAUGCUAGCCUGUCCGGCAUCGGGCAGGAGCUGGGGGCUGGAGCCUACAGCAUGAGCGAUGUGCUGGCUCUGCCCAUCUUUAAGCAGGAGGACUCCAGCCUCCCCCCCGAAACCGAGACCAAAAACCCCCCAUUCCAGUAUGUGCUGUGCGCUGCCACCUCGCCUGCCGUAAAGCUGCAUGAGGAGACGCUCACAUACCUAAACCAAGGCCAGUCUUACGAGGUGCGUCUGUUGGACAACAGGAGAGCAGGGGAGCUGGCAGAGCUCACUAACAAGAUGGUGAAGGUGAGAGGGCACAUCCCGAUGUCGGUGGGGAUCGUGGAGCCGAAGACGCACGCGUCCCAGCUGAACGCCGCAGAGUUCCUGUGGGACCUGAACAAGAGGGCGUCCGCGUUCGUGCAGUUCACCCCCAGGAAGCACGGCGGGGAGAAGGGCGUCCCCUUCCGGAUCCAGAUCGACACCUUCGCCCCGGGGGACGGGGGGGACUACGCCGAGCACCUGCACUCCGCCUCCUGCCAAAUCAAACCAAAGGGGGCGGACCGUAAACAAAAGACUGACAGGGAGAAGAUGGAGAAGCGCACCGCUCAAGAGAAGGAGAAGUACCAGCCCUCCUAUGAUACCACUGUUCUGUCCGAGGUCAGUACGCAGCCUCUGUGCUCGCUCAGGCCUCAGCUCUAG
Menidia menidia (Atlantic silverside) is the source of this 783-nucleotide messenger RNA. NCBI's taxonomy places the organism in Eukaryota, Metazoa, Chordata, Actinopteri, Atheriniformes, Atherinopsidae. The record is from the annotation of a GenBank genome assembly.